GGGCAGAAGCGGACACCUCGGGGCUGGGCUGGGGCGCUGCCGCCUCUCCCCGCCGCGGGUCCCGAUGGCAGCCGAGCCGCUGACUGAACUGGAGGCGGCCAUCGAGACAGUGGUCACCACCUUCUUCACCUUUGCAGGGCAGGAGGGCCGCAAGGGCAGCCUCAGCAUCAAUGAGUUUAAGGAAACUGGUCACUCAGCAGCUGCCUCACUGCUCAAGGAUGUGGACUCCUUAGAUGAGAAGAUGGAGAGCUUGGAUGUGAAUCAGGACUCCGAGCUCAAGUUCCAUGAGUACUGGAGACUGAUAGGGGAGCUGGCCAAGGAGAUCCGGAAGGAGAAGGCCCUGGAGAUCCGGAAGAAGUAAAGCCCCUGACCAGCAUAGGGCCAGGCUGGCCAGG
Molecule: messenger RNA, 395 nt
Organism: Lynx canadensis (Canada lynx)
Lineage: Eukaryota; Metazoa; Chordata; Mammalia; Carnivora; Felidae
Gene: S100A13
Product: S100 calcium binding protein A13
Exons: 3
Coding region: 65-361 (98 amino acids)
Biological process (GO): positive regulation of cell population proliferation; positive regulation of canonical NF-kappaB signal transduction
Cellular component (GO): perinuclear region of cytoplasm
Molecular function (GO): RAGE receptor binding
Source: RefSeq, a predicted model, not a curated record